Chelmon rostratus (copperband butterflyfish) is the source of this 5542-nucleotide messenger RNA. RefSeq names its product calpain-15-like. The transcript is spliced from 14 exons. Gene Ontology annotation, cellular component: cytoplasm. The coding region runs from base 855 to 3890 and encodes 1011 amino acids. The record is from RefSeq and is a predicted model, not a curated record. NCBI's taxonomy places the organism in Eukaryota, Metazoa, Chordata, Actinopteri, Chaetodontiformes, Chaetodontidae. Gene Ontology annotation, molecular function: calcium-dependent cysteine-type endopeptidase activity. Gene Ontology annotation, biological process: proteolysis.
CGCGGCUCGUGCAGACCGUCAUCACGUCUCCCUGAAUGGCGGGAACAGCUAAAGGAAAAUAAGGUUUAUUGUUGCCGUACAACUGGAUAAAGCUUCACCAUCCUGAACCGUAACGGGGGAAGAAGACGUUCAUCUUGACCGGAUAAGAGGUCGAUUCGUCCCGGCUGCUGCCCGGCGUCCUGUCCUGAAAAUGUCCCCGGAGGAAAGGAAACCUCGUCCACUGAGGGAGACCAGCGCCAAGCUACACACAGUCAGCCACAGUAAUGCACGAGAGGGAAGUCACCUUCAAAAUAAAAGCACACAUUACUGCCUUCCUGAACAUCCUUAGGGAUGUUUCUGGUGAUGGUUGCCUAUGGUGGUCAUAAUUAGUUCAUUUGGCUAUUCAUAGAAAAAAUAAAUUUCCAAAAAUUAAUAAUUAAAAAAAGGGGAUGGAUGGUUAGGAAAUUUCUCAAUGCAAAAAACGUGUAUUUUUUAAUCCAUUGAAUUGAAAAUUUACAUAAAUACCCUUGUCAUGAUGCAUGGCCUCAUAUCAGUUUAGUAUGGUCUGAUUAUAGUAGAGUCGUUUUUAUUAUUAAUAAUUUUUAAAAUUUCAUGCAUGAAAGUUAUCGCUUGAAAAUGUUGCAAACCAUGUUGGCCAACAGGAGUUUUAUUUUGAAAUUUUGGACAGGACGUGUCAUGUAUUCCCUGUGGCUUGACAGUGAUGAUGAGAGGCGAGCAGUGGUGACGGUGCAUCUCGGGGCUUUAAUUAAAGAGGAUGCAUGGAGAUCUCAGACUGCUGGCAGGAACAUUCAUCCCCUUCUUGCACAGCGUGUGCGGUCUGCAGUCAGGUCCCUUCCACCUGAGCCAGCAGCAUCAUGGGAGGUUCCACUUCCUCCCUCGUUGAGGAGGCUGAGAGUGAUGCACCCCGGGGUGCAGCUCUGCCUCCCUCCCCCAUCAUGGGAUGUCUGAGGAGCAGCCAAAGCACCUCCAUCCCUCGGCAGCUUCCCAGACCCGGCAGGCACAGAGAGCGCAGUUUCUCUUCUGGUUCGAUGCCCAUGCAGAGGAGCCAGUGGGCUUGUGGCUGUUGUACCUUCCUCAACGCAGCCGGUGCCCCUCGCUGCUCCAUCUGCGAAGCCCCCCGACGAGGGCCCGACACCCGCUGGAUGUGGCACGAGGCCAGCAGGGAGGACAGUCGCUGGUCCUGCCCGCGCUGUACGCUGGCCAACUCCCCCGACAGCCUGGCCUGCUCUCUGUGUGGCUACGCCGGAGCGCUGGACCGACCCCGGGGGUCAUCUGAAGACCAGCCCCGGCCCCAGCGCUCCAGCAGCUGCUCCGGUCCCUUGAGGCCAUCGUCGGCUGAGCCGUGCAGACAGCAAAAUGUAGAGCAGCGCGAAGAUGCAGAUAAAAACAGCCUGACGUGGGAUUGUUUGAGGUGCACUCUGCAGAACACCCCUACCUCCAUGUCCUGCUCUGCCUGUGGCGGACCACGCAAACUGUCUCUCCCCCAAAUCCCUGCCGACGCCUUGCUCGUGCCUGAAGUCUGCGAUCAAACAGGGAUACGACAACCAGAACCCGCAGCGGGGGCACUGUCUCUUUCCAUAUCAACACGAGGAGAAUGUUUACCGGUGGAAGCUUCGUAUCCACACACGAGCUCCUCAGUGCUCACUGCAGCAUCAUCAGGUCAUAAUAAUCCCGUGCCCUGCAGUCGCCGAGAGGUGCCCCCGCCAGAUGUUUGUCUCAGUCAGACUCAUAACUUAAGUCCGUCUCCAUCGAUGCUCGCUAUUUCACAUCUGUCUGUCCAGCCAGAGGUCCUGCCUGGCAGACGGCUCAGCAUCCUGAAGGAGGAAAUGUCACCGCUGUCGCCUGCACCGGAGGCCUCUGCAUCGUUUCCAGCAGGCGUCGUCCCCGUUAACCGGACAGAGGAGUGGGCAUGCCCGGCAUGCACUCUCAUUAACAAGGUCAAAGCCAAACACUGCCUGGCCUGCCACACUCCUCAGCAGCACGUCACACAGCUUAGGCCGGCUCUGUCCCCGAAGAGGAAGGAGAGCAUGCUGGUGGAGGUGCUGCGACAGAGUGAUGAAGGAGAGGCCAAAGAGCUGUGGGAGAACAUCGUCAGCUUCUGCAGAGAGAACACAGUGACGUUUGUGGAUGACAGCUUCCCUCCUGGUCCGAAGUCUGUUGGCUUCCCAGUGGACGACAGUGUCCAACAUCGGGUCAGAAAGUGGCUCCGUCCUCAAGAAAUCAACUGCUGCAACUUGAGAGACCGAGCGGUGAAGUGGUCUGUUUUCCGCAUGCCUCGCCCAUCUGACAUCCUGCAGGGACUUCUGGGUAACUGCUGGUUCCUGAGUGCCUUGGCUGUUCUGGCUGAACGUCCCGAGCUGGUGGAGAAGGUGAUGGUGACUCGCUCGCUGUGCGCAGAAGGAGCCUAUCAGGUGCGUCUGUGCAAAGACGGCUCGUGGACCACAGUGCUAGUGGACGACAUGCUGCCAUGUGACGAAAACGGCCACCUCCUCUUCUCUCAGGCUCAGCGGAAGCAGCUUUGGGUGGCUCUGAUUGAAAAAGCACUGGCCAAGCUCCACGGUUCCUACUUUGCUUUGCAGGCAGGUCGCGCUAUCGAGGGCCUGUCCACGCUGACCGGGGCCCCCUGCGAGUCGCUUGCCCUCCAGGUCAGCGCCACAAACCCCAAGGAAGAACCCAUCGACACAGACCUCAUCUGGGCCAAAAUGCUGAGCUCCAAAGAAGCAGGUUUCCUGAUGGGGGCAUCUUGUGGAGGCGGCAACAUGAAGGUGGAUGACACAGAGUACGAGUCCCUGGGUUUACGUCCACGACACGCUUAUUCUGUCCUCGAUGUGAGAGAUGUCAGCGGUCACAGAUUACUGCAGCUGAGGAACCCGUGGGGUCGCUUCUCCUGGACCGGACCCUGGGCGGACGACUGGCCAAACUGGCCUCCACACCUGAAGAGGGAGCUGUGUGCCCAGCGAGCCGAGGACGGCCUGUUCUGGAUGGACUUCUGGGAUUUCAUCAGGUACUUUGACUCAGUGGAUAUCUGUAAGAUUCAUUCAGACUGGCAGGAGGUUCGAGUCCCGGGUGUUUUCCCCCGGGGGGCCGACGUCCCGGUGACGGUGGUGUCCAUCACAGUGCUGGAGAGAACGGCCAUGGAAAUGGCUUUAUUCCAGCAGGGCAGCAGGCGAUGGGACACAGCAGAGAGCCACCUGCUGGAUUUGUGUGUGUUGGUGUUUCGGGUCUCCUACGACAGCUCGGGUACCCUGGCUCUGGGUCGCCUGCUGGCUCACAGCCGGCGCUCAGUGAGGCGGUUUGUGGGCUGUGACGUCAUGCUGGAGCCCGGCGAAUACGCUGUGCUGUGCUGUGCUUUUAACCACUGGCACACCGCUGUCACAGAGGGGACAACGAGCGGCAGCAGAUCAGAGGUGCCUGGUUACAUGCUGUCAGUCUACAGCUCCAGACUGGUGAUGGUGGAGCAGGUGACGGCGUGCAACACCACCAUCGCCGACGCCAUCAUCCAACUGACAGAAACUAAAGGGGAGAGACACGAGGGUCGAGAGGGGAUGACAUGUUACUACCUGACCCACGGCUGGGCGGGGCUCAUCGUCAUGGUGGAAAACAGACACCCGAGACAUCACCUCCACGUGUCGUGUGACUGUAGCGACAGCUUCAACGUGGUGUCGACGCGCAACAGCCUCAAAGCCAUCGACAGCAUCCCUCCUCUGCACAGACAGGUGCUUGUGGUUUUGUCUCAGCUGGAGGGAAAUGCUGGAUUCUCCAUCACACACAGGUUGGCUCAUCGUAAGGCUGUCCAGGCUUCUCUGGGGAACUGGAGUCCCACGAAGGCAACACACAGUCCUGCUCUAAGUCCAGAGACAGCAGGUCUGCACCAACCUCGACCCCUCUGACACAGUGAGUCAGAGCAACAGGGAGGCAUCAGAUCAUAGAUCUGUUUCAAACACUAGACGUGAGAUCUCGUCAUGGAGGCAGCGAACAGUCCGACACUGUAGGAACUACCCGUGUUUGUCUGUCUCUCAUUUGACCGUUGCUUCGAUGGAAAACGGGCAUGUUUCUCAAUCACAUUUAGUGAGCAGGCUGAGUGCUGCGUUCAAGAGUCAGAGCUCCUCUGGGACAGAAAUCAUCUCACUGCUUGAAUUUAACCUCAGUGGGCUUUUUAAGGCUUAAUUAAGUUACACUGGACUGAAGUCAAUAGAGACGUGUAACAGUGUGCCGCAGUGUCAUUCUGAUCCACCGAGGGACUAUUUGUGUGGAUGACAACUACUUAUUUAUUAAAAGCUCAAUUUCCAUUUUAUUUCAUCAACAUUGUUGGAAGAAAUUCAAGCAUCAGCUUAUUAAGUAAUUGUUAUGAUUAAAUUAAUUAAAUAUUUCAGAAAUUAUUUGGAUGAUGUUUCACUCUAAAGUGUCUGUGCUCUGUGUGUCACUGCAGGAUGGACUGAACUCAACACCAGUUAUUUGCUUAUUCACAGAAUUAAUAAGCAAAUAACCAACAUGCACUCGACUGACAGCUGUCAAAGCACCUCACUGGAAUUUGUUACAACAUUAUACAGAAGCUGAUUUAUAUAGGUAAUUUAUCAUUUAUCACACUUAAUCAUCCCAUAAACACACACACACACACACACACACUGAGCUGCGUCAUUUUUCUCACCUCUCCGUGUAAAAGCCAUCUUUAGGCACUUAAAAUGAAAGCUUAUAAUUUUCCAUGACAGACCUGGAUGUUGUUUUGGUUCUCAGUUCAGAUUUUGUUUGUCUUGAAAAACAAACACUCCCAUAUUUUUCUAAUAUGUUAGAACUCACUGGAUUAGGAAAAUGAAGUUCUGCACAGGUCGAACCAACAGGCCAGCUGGUUCAUUCUCUUACAGUCCUUUUUGUGAGAAACUUUUAAAGCUGAAUGUCUAAACGUGGGCUGGCUCACACAUCCAGUAAAAUCCCUAAAAGAGACUCAGUCGAUAUGGAUUCAUGACGCUAACUGAUUCUUGUAGUUUGUAGUCAAACGUCCUGUGCUGGUUCCUGGCCUCACACCACGUGAGAAAAAGCUGUGUGAACUGAGCCUGUAAGUCAGAAAGUGAGAUGAUUUAUUCCUGUCUCCGAAGCAGCUCUGCCUCCAACAUGUCCCGUCCACAAACUGAAGUCACACAUUCCUCCACAGAGACGUUUAGAGCAGAUCUCAUGACUGAUCACAUGAUGCACUUUAUAUUUUACACACAUUUCAGAUCAUAGGCUGGUCUUCAGGUCCAAACUGUCUUAAUUGCACUGGUGAUAGAUAAAUAGAAGUUAUUAGUUGUGUGUGAACUGGCUGCCAAGAAUAUUCACAGGAACAACACAAACAUGGUGUUUAUUCUCAGUAUUAUUCAGUCUUAAUACUCAACAGUGAAACUUGUAGGAUGUUUAAAUGAAGUCUUAGUUUUAGAGUGGAGCCGCUGUGUGAAAGCAUUAGCACUUUAUGAACUUCAAACUAUGCUGGACUCUGGUGUUUUACUUUUAAGGAGAAGUUUUAAAAUUGCACAGUGGAGAAAAAUACUUUGUGUUUAUUAAUCCGAAA